AUGCCAGUAAAAUCGCAAAGUGUAUGUCGUGGAAGAAGGACAUUGACAUAUGAAACGACACCGGUGAUGUCGACUUAUUUACUUGCUUUUGUCAUCGGAGAAUACGACUAUGUUCAGGGCAAAAGUAAAGAAGGAGUGCAGAUUCGUUGUUAUACCCCGAUCGGAAAACACGACAUGGGCACCUUCUGUGUAGAAAUCUCUGAAAAAUGUUUGACCUACUUCAAUGAAUACUUCGACAUCGAAUAUCCCAUGAAGAAAAUGGAUUUGGUAUCUGUUAAUGAAUUUAAUGCUGGUGCUAUGGAAAAUUGGGGACUCAUAACAUUCAGAGAACGUUUAGUGCUGACAAACAUCAAAGAAUCGAAUAAAUUCGACUUGUUCCGAGUCGUGGCAACAGUCGGUCAUGAAAUUGCCCAUCAAUGGUUUGGAGAUUUAGUCACUAUGGAAUGGUGGACACAUUUUGGCUAA
Ctenocephalides felis (cat flea) is the source of this 465-nucleotide messenger RNA. RefSeq names its product puromycin-sensitive aminopeptidase-like protein. Bases 1 to 465 code for a protein of 154 amino acids. The transcript has 4 exons. The record is from RefSeq and is a predicted model, not a curated record. Gene Ontology annotation, biological process: proteolysis; peptide catabolic process. Gene Ontology annotation, molecular function: zinc ion binding; metalloaminopeptidase activity; peptide binding. Lineage: Eukaryota; Metazoa; Arthropoda; Insecta; Siphonaptera; Pulicidae. Gene Ontology annotation, cellular component: cytoplasm.